UGAAGGCAGCAUGAGUGCACCGUCACACAUUUGUUGACAGUGAGGAACAACACAUGCUAAGCUACAAGUGGAUGAUAUUAAGCUUUUUUUAUCGUAUGACAUUUUUUAAACAACGACUAGCAGCAUUGUGGCUCUCGGUAUUAUCGGUAAAGUGUCUUACACAUAAAGAGACCCUCAAAGCUGUCUCAUUUCCUCCGAGCCUACCGCAGUGUUGUCUGCAGUUUCCCUGUUCCUGGAUGACACUGGCUGUACAUCUUACUUAAACGUCAAUGCUGGAUACAAGGGCUGGGUUACAGACAUGCACCCAUCCACUCGACAGGACUAUAUAUCUAUAAGCCUUGCUGGACAAGGAAAUUACAAUAACGGAAAGCAGUGGAGGAGGCAGUCCUGCUGGAGGAAAUGGAAACAGCUAUCCAGGUUGCAACGGAGCCUUAUCCUCCUCUUCCUGUUUAUGUGUGGAAUUGCUUCCUAUCCUACUGUUAAUGAACACCUUAGAGGCCUUACAGAUGGAGAGCGCUCCACAGAGAGUAACAGUGUCCUGAGACCCGUCUUCCCUCCUGUGCUGCCUGAGCCUGUCAAACCACUGCCAGAAGAAACCUCCCAGAGAAAACUAUCCCACAAGAGAGGGCCGCCCAUCCUGCACACUCGUCUUCAGAAGAAGGGCAACGGUUCAGACACAGUGGAGGAAAAGAAAGAAAGGGGCGAGGAAGAGGCGGUCAUCAGCUGGCGCGGUGCAGUGGGUAAUACUGAUGAGGACACAGAAGGAGCCAAGGAAGGGGAAAGUAAGGAUCAUUUUCUUGCCCACCAUGAAGCCCGACCUUCAAACCAGACAGAAGCUAGCUUGCUGGAGGCAGUGAAGGAAGCUUUCAGACAUGCAUGGCAGGGUUAUAAAGACUUUGCUUGGGGCCACGAUGAGCUUCGGCCCCUCUCCAAGUCCUACAGCGAGUGGUUCGGCCUGGGUUUGACACUUAUCGAUGCCCUGGACACCAUGUGGAUCCUGGGCCUUAAAGAAGAGUUUGAAGAAGCGAGGACGUGGGUGGCCACAGAGCUCACGUUCAACAAGAAUGUAGAUGUCAACCUGUUUGAAAGCACCAUCCGAAUCCUGGGAGGCCUCCUGAGUACCUACAAUCUGACGGGGGACACCAUGUUCCUGGACAAAGCUAAAGACAUCGGCUCCAGACUGAUGCCAGCCUUCAACACCCCGUCAAAGAUCCCCUACUCUGAUGUCAAUAUCGGAAAAGGCAUAGCCCAUCCCCCCCGCUGGACGUCAGACAGCACUGUGGCCGAGGUCACAAGCAUCCAGCUGGAGUUUAGAGAGCUCAGCCGCCUCACCCAGGACCCCCAGUACCAGGAUGCAGUGGCUGAGGUUAUGAAACAAGUCCACAAGCUGGACGGAAAGCUGGAUGGCCUCGUGCCCAUGUUCAUCAACACCAACAACGGACAGUUCACCCAUCAGGGCAUCUUCACACUGGGGGCCAGAGCAGACAGCUACUAUGAAUACCUGCUGAAGCAGUGGAUCCAGGGGGGCAAGAAGGAGGACCAGCUCUUGGAGGACUACGUGCAGGCAAUAGAGGGUGUGAAGAAGAAUCUGUUGCAGAAAUCUUCCCCUAAUGGCCUCACCUUUGUUGGAGAGCUUUCACAUGGACAGUUCAGCUCGAAGAUGGACCAUCUGGUGUGUUUCCUUCCGGGAACGCUGGCUCUGGGGGCCCACCACGGCCUCCCUGCUGAUCACAUGGAUCUGGCCAAACAGCUGAUGGAGACCUGCUACCAGAUGUACAUCCAGAUGGAGACGGGCCUCAGUCCAGAGAUUGUCCACUUCAACAUGCAUCAGGGCAGCAUCAGAGACAUCGACGUAAAGCUUGCAGAUAGGCACAACCUCCUGCGGCCGGAGACAGUGGAGAGCCUCUUCUACCUGUACCGGCUCACCAAGGACCACAAGUACCAGGACUGGGGCUGGAACAUUCUGCAGAACUUUAACAAGUACACCAAGGUUUCCUCCGGGGGAUACACCUCCAUCAACAACGUCCGUGACCCGGACUACACCAGCCCUCGAGACAAGAUGGAGAGCUUCUUCCUGGGAGAGACCCUGAAGUAUCUGUACCUGCUUUUCUCAGAAGAUCCCAACCUCAUCAGUCUGGACCAGUAUGUGUUCAACACUGAAGCUCACCCCCUGCCUAUAUGGCCCUCCACAGCCUGAGACAAACAUACCCAGGAUUUUAAAUGACAGAUAGAACUGCAAGUAGAAACAGAACACAUCUCAGGGUUGAUCUAACACCAAGAUAAGUCCUGUCUUCUGUCUCUGUGACUGGAGGUCCUGUCUUCUGUCUCUGUGACAGAGGGAGCGUCUCCUUUACUGAUUCCAUCAAUGGUUUCCUAUGUGUGAAAAGGAGCGGGGGUGCGCUUGUGGACUGGUUUAUUAUUUCCCUGGUGGAUUUUGUUGCCUGGACUCUGGUAGUGAGUGUAUGCUGAUGAAGCAGAGGAAGGUUUUCGUCCUCUACAAUCUGCAUUAAAGAAAAACCUGAUAGUGACUUGAAUCAAAGAUGUAUUGAACACAUGUUAGAGGAGGAAGAGUGUCAGACUAAUGAAGCUGUUGGAUGGCUGAUACUGGGAGUUCCAGUUUGAAGCUGUUCAUUGCUUACAGCUGUGAACAUCAAUUCUAACACAAAUUUCCAUUUUAUGUCGGGGGAAAAAAACGUUUGCGUUGUAUCCAGUUAAAUGGUUUCUUAAGCUCGUAUCUGCCAUGGGGGUGCAACCCAGUGCUGAGGUCAGCAGGCUGGUGCCUUGUAGCAGACGGUUACUGACAGCAGUCAGCAGCUGUCUGACCUGAAGCAUCCUGUGUGUCUGCUCCUGCACCCCCCUCUGUCACAGCUUUGUACUGCUGUGACUCCUGCAGGGCUGCAACACAAAGUUAAUGUGUCCAUCACACUGUGUCAUAUAGUCAUUCUGAUUGGCUAUGGCGAUCCUCAGAUCCACAGUAUUCGCUGUCCUGUGCUGCAUUCAUGUCAUACAGGAAAUGUGACUUUGCUGCAUAAAAGAACCAUCCUAAAUCAGUGCGAUUCAAGGACUAACACUCUGACCCUGACUGCAGUGUCCGGUGAUAUCAAGAUAAUAUUUAUCGGUUUGUCAGAGAUGAUCUUGUGUCAUACUGUGGAGCAGGGCUGGAAGCAGCAUUCAGAUGGUCUCAGUAAAAGCACACAUUAUCACACCUUAUUACAUGCCUCAACGGCCCAGCAACAUUGGUUCUUUUGCAACCUGGAAACCAAAAAGUUGUCCCAGUGCCCGACAUGCAUGGUGGACCCUGACUGGCAGGCCAGGCAGAGCUACUGUUCAUGAAUGCAGCAUGGUGGACUUCUACUCUGCAGGGUCUGGGGCCGUGCAGAUCCUUAAACUCUUAAAUUUGACCUUUGAUAAUCAAGGUCUGAAAAGGUCAAGGGCUGUAGGAGGAGGGUGUUUGUUCUUGGGGAGGGAGGUUUAUGUUGCUGCCCUGUAAAGGAUGCUACGUUAUUAAUAACCUCUUGCAAUCCUAUAAUACCUGCAGCCAAGCUGAUUGUUCCCAUUUGACAUGAAUGCAGCAUUUAUCUGUACUUGGGACUGGCUGUGUUCUGAUUCCAGUUGUUGCCAAGCAGCAGAUUUAUUAGUGAACUGUGAAUCUUUUAUUUUCUGAGGCCAUCACUGUGUUAUAAGCAUUAAUGAUUUUGUAUAUUUUGUUGAGAAGCUGCUCUUCACUGAUUAUUCCAUUUCUCUAUCCUUUGGUUUUUCUUGGUAAGGUGUGACAUUCUUCUGUUUGUCUUUGAAAUGAGAUAAGUUCAUUUCAAAUAUAAAUUGAGCAUGCGAUCAUCUUAAUAGUCAGCUGUUCAAAGUAGCAACCUGGCAGCAGCUGCAUUCAUUCCUGUAAAUAUUCCUAGUUUACAUCGUAGCACUAUUCUGUUCUGACUUUGUGUUAAGACCAAACUCAUCUGGUAUAUUCUGUGUAUUUUCCCUUGGUGUUGUUUCACUUGUGCCUUUGAUGUUGCUUUAGACAACAUUCAAAAUACAGCUGUUGACUUGCUGAUGUCUAUUUCUAUCCAUUCAGCCUGUGACAGACAUUUGCAUACGUUGCUGGUUAGCUACAGUGUGAUCAUCGUGAAACUGCGGAAUGCAGAUAUGACUAUUUUUAGGAUGGAAUAAUACAAUCAGGAUUUGUAUUUUUUCAGUCCCUCAUUGCUUCUUUAGGUUUACAGAAAGCUCAUCUCUAGCAGUGUAAGUAUUGAAAUCCUGCCUGCAGAGACUCCAUGACCCCUCCCUUGAUGUUUCAGCAUAAUUCCUGAGCCAAAAAUCUGAUCGACUCUAGUGUUUGAUAUAGUAAAAAUGAAAAGCCAUUUCUCCAAAGCAACCUCUUUCAGGAAAAACUAUUUUCAGUGCUUUUGAUAAGGAUGUGUGGGUGUUGGGGGUUUGAAAUGGUUGAUGAGACAGACUGCUUUAACUGGAGGCUGGAGGCUGCACUCUGCGUGCGCACACACACACACACACACCUCUUUUGUAUUUUUGUUGGUUUUAAUGUCACAUGAUGUAUGAUAAACGCUGGAUCGGCUUUAAAUUUGUAAAGAUUGUAGAAAUUAAAGAGAUUUUAUUGAACAGAA
Messenger RNA from Eleginops maclovinus (Patagonian blennie), 4619 nucleotides. It is a transcript of the gene man1b1b, whose product is annotated as mannosidase, alpha, class 1B, member 1b. Bases 299 to 2197 code for a protein of 632 amino acids. The record is from RefSeq and is a predicted model, not a curated record. Gene Ontology annotation, molecular function: calcium ion binding; mannosyl-oligosaccharide 1,2-alpha-mannosidase activity. Gene Ontology annotation, cellular component: membrane; endoplasmic reticulum. Gene Ontology annotation, biological process: carbohydrate metabolic process; mannose trimming involved in glycoprotein ERAD pathway. The transcript is spliced from 14 exons. NCBI's taxonomy places the organism in Eukaryota, Metazoa, Chordata, Actinopteri, Perciformes, Eleginopidae.